Vidua chalybeata is the source of this 1982-nucleotide messenger RNA. It is a transcript of the gene KCNK13, whose product is annotated as potassium two pore domain channel subfamily K member 13. Lineage: Eukaryota; Metazoa; Chordata; Aves; Passeriformes; Viduidae. Gene Ontology annotation, molecular function: potassium ion leak channel activity. The coding region runs from base 123 to 1355 and encodes 410 amino acids. Gene Ontology annotation, biological process: potassium ion transmembrane transport; stabilization of membrane potential. The record is from RefSeq and is a predicted model, not a curated record. Gene Ontology annotation, cellular component: membrane. The transcript is spliced from 2 exons.
UCCGCGGCGCCCUGAGACCCGGGCCCCGCGUACGGCUGGCGGGCGGCGCCGUGAUGCCCGGCGGCGGCAGCAGGGCCCCGACGUAGCGUGGCGGCGCGGCAGCCCGGUCCCGCGGGCGGAGGAUGGCGUGUCGCGGCGCCUGCUGCUGCUCCAGCGCGGGUCGCCUCAACGCGGACAACGCGCGGUUCCUCCUGCUGGCGGUGCUGAUCGUGCUGUACAUGCUGUGCGGCGCCGCCGUCUUCUCGGCCAUCGAGCUGCCCACGGAGCGGGAGGCUAAGGAGCGCUGGGAGGAACGCCUGGAGAACUUCACCCGGCGCCACAACCUCAGCCGUGCCGAGCUCCGGCACUUCCUCCGCGAAUACGAGGAGGCGAGCGGGGCCGGCAUCCGCGUCGAUGACAUCCGGCCCCGAUGGGAUUUCACCGGCGCUUUCUACUUCGUGGGCACCGUCGUUUCUACUAUCGGGUUUGGUAUGACCACCCCAGCCACCGUUGGAGGCAAAAUUUUUCUGAUAUUUUACGGCCUUAUAGGAUGUGCAGGGACCAUUUUGUUCUUUAACCUAUUCCUGGAGCGCUUGAUCACUGUCAUAGCUUACAUCAUGAAGUCCUGCCACGAAAGACAGCUGAGGAGGAAAGGGGUUCUCCCUCACAACGGCCGGCGGGGCUCGGGGACCUCUGAGGUGGACAGCCUGGCGGGCUGGAAGCCCUCUGUGUACUAUGUAAUGCUAAUUUUAUGUGUAGCAUCCCUCAUCAUUUCCUGCUGUGCCUCUGCAAUGUACACACCGAUUGAAGGGUGGAGUUACUUUGACUCACUUUACUUCUGCUUUGUGGCCUUCAGCACCAUUGGUUUUGGUGAUCUGGUCAGCAGCCAGAACAUCAGGUAUGAGAGCCAAGGCCUUUACCGCUUUGGCAACUUUGUCUUCAUACUCAUGGGGGUGUGCUGCAUCUAUUCCUUAUUUAAUGUGAUCUCUAUUGUCAUCAAACAGUCCAUAAACUGGAUAUUAAAGAAGCUAGCCUGCAAGUGCUGCCACAGGUGCCAAAGGAGAUUAUUUCGUUCACGGAGGAAUGUGGUGAUGCCAGGAAAUGUGCGCAGCCGGAGGAACAUCUCCAUCGAGACAGACGGUGUCAAUGAGAGUGACACGGACGGACGCCGUCUGUCAGAAGAGAUGAUCUCCAUGAAAGACUUCCUGGCCUCCAAUAAAGUCUCACUGGCCAUCAUGCAGAAACAGCUGUCAGAAACUGCUAAUGGGUAUCCACGGCAAAUGAGCUCUAACUCGAAGCAAAAUGGGUUCUCUGGUGGGGUUGGAGCCCUAGCAAUUAUGAAUAACAGACUGGCAGAGACAAGUGUGGAUAGGUAAAAUAAUAAUAGUAAUAGCAGUGAAACAGUGUGAACCAUUUCAACAGGUAUUGAAACAAUGUGAAUCAAGUGAAAUAGCAAGGGAGAGAGCACCACCAGUGGGUGCGAUGACGUGAUCACAUCUUCCUGAUGGAAGACCUCUUGACUUUUAUGGGGUCUGUCACUUAAUGGUUUUGCAUUGUACCAGUCCCAGCCUUCCUUUUCCCCCAUCAUUCUGCUCCUCAAGCAGGUUACUGCAGGAGGAUUUUAAUUUAGCCUUCAGAUAAAAUUUCCAUGUCCUGUUCUUCUCCAUUAUGUGACAUACAGAUUUCAGGAUAAGAAAUCUGUGGGAUGGGAAGAAACUAAGUGUGUCUACUGAGCACAUUCUUAAUUCAGAAAUUGUUUGGAGCUUUCUGUCUUACUCUUAUCAUGCCUGUUUCCUGGAGGUGACUUAUCUGAGACCAAAAGAUGAAUCAACCUUUGUGAUAUUGCAGACCUAAUUUAAUGGAAAAUAGUAUGAAAGUUGGUAGGUAUAUUCUGGAGCUAUUGUAAUGUGAAUGGGGAGAGAAUUUUGCCUUUAGAAUUGAUUUAGUCUUUCCUAUAAUAGGAUACUGUCAAAAGUGAUAGAAUAAAAACUUAUCUUACUUUU